Molecule: messenger RNA, 1345 nt
Organism: Maylandia zebra (zebra mbuna)
Lineage: Eukaryota; Metazoa; Chordata; Actinopteri; Cichliformes; Cichlidae
Gene: fgl1b
Product: fibrinogen like 1B
Biological process (GO): blood coagulation, common pathway; platelet aggregation; positive regulation of heterotypic cell-cell adhesion
Cellular component (GO): fibrinogen complex
Molecular function (GO): extracellular matrix structural constituent; protein-macromolecule adaptor activity
Source: RefSeq, a predicted model, not a curated record
UAAUGUGAAACAUGCAGACGCCCAGCCUAUAAAUAAUGCUGACAAAUUUUAGGGGAAGAGAACACUGAACCUGAAGAAAACAAGGGAAGCUUUGUGAAAUGAAGAAAACGUGGUUUUUCCUAAAAGUCAUGCCAGUGUUGCUGUUCUUGACUCUGCUGUGCCCAGUCUUGGUCUCCUCUUCACAGCCGUCUGCAACAGACUCGUGCGGGCCUGAGUUUGCUGUUCUCAAGCGCAGCAUAAGGAAACUUGAAAAUAGUCUUUUGAUCAGAAAAUGGCAGGUUGAGCACUUGCAGACGCACAAAUACUUCCGUCCGUUUCAGCCUGCUGCGUCUAACAGCAAACCUCAGGCUGAUUCAGACCCCGAUUCUGGUUUAAACCACAACAAGAGCGCAGCACUAGAUGGACUGGAUAUGACGCUGACUAAACCACUUCCACCGACAGGCAAUUUAAUUGUAUAUGAUAAAGACUGUUCUGAACUGUUCGACAGACAGAGACCAUCAAGCGGUUUCUACCGCAUAAGACCCAAAUUACAUCAGGAGCCCUUUUUAGUUUACUGUGACAUGGAUGAUGGAGGAGGGUGGACAGUGUUUCAAAAACGCCGGCAUGGAAGAGUUGACUUUCACAGAGACUGGGUGGACUACAGAGAUGGCUUUGGCGACUUCAAACUGUGGAAUGACGAGUUUUGGUUGGGCAAUGAACAUAUUUACUCUCUGCUCUCAGAAGGUAAGAACCUUGUGAAGAUCGAUCUUAUGGAUUGGGAUGGACAGAGAAGCUAUGCGUUUUAUGACAACUUCAGGAUCACCAAUGAGGCUGAUAAAUAUCGUCUUCAGUAUGGGCAGUACAGUGGGUCAGCGGGAGAUGCUCUCAGUGGAAGCAGGGGUGUGGUGGAGCAGUGGUCUUCUUGCCUCAGUGGCAUGCAUUUCAGCACCAGGGAUCAGGAUAACGACCGGUACCUCCAGGGAAGCUGUGCCCAGGAGAAUAAAGCAGGUUGGUGGUACAACAGAUGUCAUGCAGCCAACUUAAAUGGAAAAUUCUAUCGCAGAGGGAAGUACAAAGCCGAGUAUGAUGACGGUAUUGUUUGGGGGACCUGGAAAGGCCUUUGGUAUUCACUUAAACACACCACCAUGAAGGUGCGGCCUCUGGUUUUCCUAGACGCCGUGGGCAGUGGAGCGGGCGAAAUUUAAAAACCUAAACGCUAAAAAACAAAAACAAACAUUCUUUGCCAUAUUUUAAUUUCUCCCUUUGCUAUUUUUCUAUCAAAUAUCAGUAAUACCGUAUUGUAUGCAUUUCUUUCUGUAAAGUGUCUAUUAACCAAACACUAAAAUAAACAGCAUUUCAUCCAUAA